Molecule: messenger RNA, 2913 nt
Organism: Melozone crissalis (California towhee)
Lineage: Eukaryota; Metazoa; Chordata; Aves; Passeriformes; Passerellidae
Gene: SCUBE2
Product: signal peptide, CUB domain and EGF like domain containing 2
Exons: 22
Coding region: 1-2913 (970 amino acids)
Biological process (GO): signal transduction
Cellular component (GO): cell surface
Molecular function (GO): calcium ion binding
Source: RefSeq, a predicted model, not a curated record
AUGGGGUCCGGCGGCCGCCGCGGCGCCUCGGGGGCCAGGGCGCUGCCGCUGCUGCUCCUGCUGCUGCCCGCGCCGGCCGGGCCCGCCGCGCUGCCCCUGCCCGGUGAGUGCCCCCGCUCCCUUAGCCUGCCCGAUGUGGACGAGUGUGCCCUGGGGCUGGAUGACUGCCACCCAGAUGCCAUUUGCCAGAACACCCCGAAGCUGUACAAGUGCAUGUGCAAAAUGGGUUACACCGGCGAAGGGAGGAAAUGUGAAGACAUUGAUGAAUGUGACAACGACUUCAAUGGGGGCUGUGUCCACGAGUGUUUCAACAUUCCAGGGAAUUACCGCUGCACUUGCUACGACGGCUUCAUGCUGGCUCACGAUGGCCACAACUGCCUGGACACAGACGAGUGCAUGUUCAACAACGGCGGCUGCCAGCAGGUCUGUGUGAACACGGUGGGGAGCUACGAGUGCCGCUGCAAGGAGGGGUUCUUCCUCAGCGACAACCAGCACACCUGCAUCCACCGCUCCGAAGAAGGCAUGAGCUGCAUGAACAAAGACCAUGGCUGUGCCCACAUCUGCAGAGAAACACCCAAAGGAGGAGUUGCCUGUGAAUGCCGACCGGGAUUUGAGCUGUCCAAGAACCAGAGGAGCUGCAUUUUGACAUGCAACCACGGGAACGGGGGCUGCCAGCACACGUGUGACGAUGCUGAGCACGGGCCUGUCUGUGGAUGUCACCCCAAGUACGUCAUGCACCUGGAUGGCAAAACCUGCCUGGAGAGGGAAGAAGCUGCUCUUGAAGUUUCUGAGGGAAACACCACAGCAGCAGCUGAUGUGGACAAGAGAGUGAAGCGACGAUUGCUUAUGGAGACGUGCGCGGUGAACAACGGCGGCUGCGACCGCACCUGCAAGGACACCUCCACCGGCGUGCACUGCAGCUGCCCCGUGGGCUUCACCCUCCAGUUCGAUGGCAAGACGUGCAAAGAUAUUGAUGAAUGCCAGUCCAAUAAUGGAGGCUGUGAUCAUUUCUGUAAAAACACUGUUGGCAGUUUUGAUUGCAGCUGCAGAAAAGGAUUUAAAUUAUUAACAGAUGAGAAGUCCUGUCAAGACAUCGACGAGUGCUCCUUCGAGCGCGCGUGCGACCACACGUGCACCAACCAGCCCGGCGCCUUCCAGUGCUCCUGCAACAAGGGAUAUGCCCUCUAUGGCUUCACCCACUGUGGAGAUAUUAAUGAAUGUAGCAUCAACAAUGGUGGCUGCCAGCAGCUGUGUGUGAACACACUGGGAGAUUAUGAAUGCCUGUGCCAGCCUAACUACAAGCUGCACUGGAAUAAAAAGGACUGUGUUGAGACAAAAGAUCCCUUGUCUGAUAGUGUGUCACCCAAGGUGCUGCUGCACUGCAUCAAGAGUGGUGGGAGUGACAGAUGCUUUUUGAGCUGCUCUCCAGAUGUGCAGGUGUUCUCUGGAACACAAGAUGCCUACACCCUCACCUGUGGCAGGUCCUCUCAGCUUAAGAAAAAGCAGCAAAGUGCAAAUGCUUCCAGCUGGCUGGAUGCUUCAGCCAUCAAGAUAAGCGUAACCUUUAAAUUAAAUGAAGGAAAAUGUAGUUUGAAAAAGACUGAGAUGUUUCAAGAAGGUCUGGAGCAGAUGAUACCAGAGAGACAAAAUUCAGUAAUGGAGAGCUUCCACUAUGUAAACCUAACAUGCAGCUCUGGCAAGAAAGUCCCUGGAGCCCUCAGUAGACUGGCAGCGACCAGAGAGAUUUUUAUCACCGCGGACUUUGAGCUUGAGACGAGCCGGAAGGAGGUGACAGACACGUGCGACGUGCGCUGUGCCCGCAAGAAGACGGAGAAGCGGUUCCGGAAAACCAUCCGCACCCUGCGCAAGACUGUCAGCAGGGACCAGUUCCGCAUCCGCCUCUCGGGCGCCGACCACGAGGUGGCCAGGAGGGCUCCCAGGCCCUCAGAGCCGCAGCAGGCCUGUGGUGGGGGACAGCUGCACCCGGGGCUCAGAUGUGAUCAGUGCCCCCCUGGUGAAUACUCUGCUGAUGGCUUCAAGCCCUGCCUGCCCUGUCCCCUGGGUACGUUCCAGCCCGAGGCUGGCAGGGUGUCCUGCUUUCCCUGUGGAGGAGCCCUCACCACCCGGCACAGCGGGGCAGCCCUGUUCCAGGACUGUGAGACCAAAGUUCAGUGUUCUCCUGGCCAUUUUUACAACACCUCAACUCACCGAUGUAUUCGCUGUGCAAUCGGGACAUACCAGCCUGAGUUUGGACAAAAUUACUGCAUUGCCUGCCCUGGAAACACCACUACUGAUUUUGAUGGCUCUACAAACAUAACACAGUGCAAAAACAGGCAGUGUGGAGGGGAGCUGGGAGAUUACACUGGGUACAUUGAAUCACCCAACUACCCUGGGGACUACCCUGCCAACACCGAGUGCACCUGGAGCAUCAACCCGCCGCCCAAGCGCCGCAUCCUCAUCGUGGUCCCGGAAAUAUUCCUGCCCAUCGAGGACGAGUGUGGAGACUACCUGGUGAUGAGGAAAAGCUCUUCUUCCAACUCGGUGACCACGUACGAGACCUGCCAGACCUACGAGCGCCCCAUAGCCUUCACCUCCAGGUCCAAGAAGCUCUGGAUCCAGUUCAAGUCCAAUGAAGGGAACAGUGCCAAAGGAUUCCAAGUCCCUUAUGUGACCUAUGAUGAGGAUUACCAGGAGCUCAUAGAGGACAUUGUUCGGGAUGGCAGACUUUAUGCAUCUGAAAAUCACCAGGAAAUACUUAAGGACAAGAAGCUGAUAAAAGCCCUGUUUGACGUGCUGGCACACCCACAGAACUACUUCAAGUACACAGCCCAGGAGUCCAGAGAGAUGUUCCCGAGAUCCUUCAUUCGGCUGCUGCGCUCCAAAGUCUCCAGAUUUCUGAGGCCUUACAAAUAG